ACAGUUCUGAGCGUGUUCUUUUACACAGAGCCAUUUCAAGUUCUUAGUGAAUUGAGUGGUUGGCCCCAGGCUACCGUUCUUAACCAUCCUCUUGGGACGUUUCAGGACACAGUGGCUUUUGAGGAUGUGGCUGUGAACUUCACCCAGGAGGAGUGGGCUCUGCUGGAUCCUUGCCAGAGGAAACUCUACAGAGAUGUGAUGCAGGAAACCUUCACUAACUUGGCUUCUCUAGGGGACAAUUGGGAAGAGCAGAACAUUGAAGAGCAGUAUAAAAACCAGGGGAAAAAUGUAAGAGUUCUUGUAGGAGAGAGACUCUGUGAAAGGAAAGCUAGUCAACACAGAGAAGCCUUUAGCCAGCUUCCAGAUCUCCAAGGGAACCAGAAAACUCUGCCAGGAGCAAAGCCCUAUGGAUGUGGCAUGUGUGGGAAGGCCUACAUGUGUCAUUCAUCGCUGAAAAGACACACGAAGUCUCAUACUGGGCGGAAAGCCCACGGGUGCCACCAGUAUAGAGGGAAGUCCUAUGAGUGUAGGGAAUGUGGGAAAACAUUCAGCUUUCGAAGCUCAUUUCGCAUCCAUGAAAGGACUCACACGGGAGAGAAACCCUAUGAAUGUAAACAGUGUGGGAAAGCCUUCAGCUGGCCCAGCUCCUUCCAGAUCCACACACGAACUCACACGGGAGAGAAGCCCUAUGAAUGUCAGGAGUGUGGGAAAGCCUUCGUUUAUCACACCACCUACCGAGGGCACAUGAGAAUGCACACGGGAGAAAAACCCUAUCGAUGCACACAGUGUGGGAAAACCUUCAGCCAUCCUAGCUCUUUCCGAAACCAUGGAAGAACUCACUCUGGAGAGAAGCCUUAUGAGUGUAAGCAGUGUGGCAAAGCAUUCCGGUAUUACCAAACUUUUCAAAUCCACGAAAGGACUCACACAGGAGAAAAGCCCUACCAGUGCAAACAGUGUGGCAAAGCCCUCAGUUGCCCCACAUCCUUUCGAAGUCAUGAAAGGAUUCACACUGGUGAGAAACCCUACCUAUGCCGGAAAUGUGGCAAAGCCUUCAGUUUUCCUAGUUCUUUUAGGAAACAUGAACGGAUUCACACGGGAGAGAAACCUUAUGAUUGCAAGGAGUGUGGGAGAGCCUUCAUCUCUCUCCCGAGCUACCGGAGACACAUGAUCAUGCACACGGGCAAUGGGCCUUAUAAAUGUCAGGAGUGCGGUAAAGCCUUCGAUUGUCCCAGCUCCUUUCAGAUCCAUGAGCGGACCCACACGGGCGAGAAGCCGUAUGCGUGUAAACUGUGCGGGAAAGCCUUCAGCUGCUCUAGUUCCUUUCGAAUGCACGAAAGAACUCACACAGGUGAGAAACCCCACGAGUGUAAACAGUGCGGGAAAGCCUUUAGCUGUUCUAGUUCCGUGCGCAUACAUGAGCGGACCCACACGGGAGAGAAGCCGUACGUGUGUAAGCAGUGUGGCAAAGCCUUCAGUUGCUCUAGCUCCUUUCGGAUGCAUGCACGAAUCCAUACCGGAGAGAAACCCUAUGAGUGCAAGCGGUGUGGGAAAGCCUUCAGUUUUUCCAGUUCUUUCCGGAUGCACGAGCGGACCCACACAGGAGAGAAGCCAUACGUGUGUAAGUGGUGUGGGAAGGCAUUCAGUUGUUCCAGUUCCUUUCGUAUGCACGAGCGGACCCACACAGGAGAGAAGCCGUACGUGUGUCAGCAGUGUGGGAAGGCCUUCAGUUGUUCCAGUUCUAUCAGGAUCCACGCACGGACCCACACUGGGGAGAAGCCGUAUGUGUGCAAGCAGUGUGGGAAAGCUUUCAGCUGUUCCAGCUCUGUUCGAAUGCACGAGCGGACCCACACGGGCCAGAAGCCUUAUGAGUGUCAGCAGUGUCACAAAGCCUUUAGCUGCUCCCGUUCCUUCCGGAUCCACGAAAGAACACAUACCGGGGAGAAGCCCUAUGUGUGUCAGCAGUGCGGAAAGGCCUUCAAAUGUUCCCGAUCCCUUCAGAUACACGAAAGAACGCAUACUGGAGAGAGGCCCUAUGAAUGUCAGCAAUGUGGCAAGGCCUUCAAUUGCCAGAGUUCUUUCCAAAGACAUCAGAGAAUUCACACGGGAGAAAAACCCUACAAGUGUAAAAAAUGCAGCAAAGCCUUCAAUCGUUCGAGUUCCCUUCGAGUCCAUGAAAGAACUCACACGAGAAACAGUGGGUCCCGGGAAUGUAAGGAAUGUGGGAGCACUUUCUUCUCUUUCUCCAAGUUUCAGAGGCACAUGAUGCUUCACACUGGCGAGGGUCCUUACAAGUGUGAAAAAUGUGGAAAAUCCUUCACGAGUCCCACUUACUUGCAAAUACACGAAAAGGCACACAGUGCAAAGAAACCGUAUGAGUGCAAACUAUGUGGGAAAACCUUAAGUAACCCCACUUCCUUUCAAAGACACGAAAGAACACACACUGGAGAGAAGCCCUUUGAAUGCAAAGAGUGUGGGAAAGCCUUCAAUUGCCAGAGUUCCUUUCAAAGGCACGAAAGAACGCACACAGGAGAGAAGCCCUAUGUGUGUCAGAAGUGUGGGAAAACCUUUAGUCGCUCUGCCUACCUUCAAAUCCACACGAGGGUUCACAAUGGGGAGAAACCCUAUGAAUGUAAAGUGUGCGGCAAAACAUUUACCAGUUCCAGCUCCAUUCGGGUCCAUAAAGGAACUCAUACUGGACAGAGACCUUAUCAUUGUCAAGAAUGUGGGAAAACCUUCACCUGUUCCAGUUCUUUACGGAGACACGCCAUUAUUCAUACCGGAGAACGGCCCUAUGAGUGCCCCCAGUGUGGGAAAGCCUUCAGUCGUGCCAGCUCCUUUCAAAGGCACGAGCGCAUGCACACGGGAGAGAAACCCUACGAAUGUGCAGAAUGUGGCAAAGUCUUCAGUAGUUUCAGUUCUUUUCGUGUACAUCAAAGAACCCACACGGGAGAGAAACCCUACGAAUGUGCAGAGUGUGGGAAAGCCUUCAUUUGUUCCAGUACCUUUCGGAAACAUGAACAGACUCACACUGGAGAAAAACCCUAUAAGUGUUCAAAGUGUGGUCAAGCCUUCAGCCGUUCUCGAAAUUGUCAAAUCCAUGAAAGAGCGCACAGCACACGGGUGUGAUAGUUCAGAAUGAGUGAGUUGGCUUCGGUACUUCUAGUUUCUAGGACAGUGUGAGACUGUACAGUGGUGAGAAACCCUAUACUUGCCGUGGGGUGCAGUUUUGGUGUCUCAGUCCAAAGCCUAUGAGAGGUAGAUACAUGGGGGAGAAUCUGCACCCCGCCGCCAUGCUGGGAUUGCUGUGCGCCUCACCAUGCCUGGCCUUUUCUGGCCACCUGUGAGUGUUUUGGCUAUAUUUUGUUGCCUCUUUCUAUACCUCAGUUGUUUUUUUUCUCCUCCUUGAACCCUCUAGAUAAUAUAUUAGCAGUUAUAGGCCAUGGCUCUUAACUUUUAUGUAGUUCAGUGGCAGAGUGUUUCUCUAGCAUGUACAUGGCCCUGGGUUCAAAUUUUAGCCCUAGAAAAUAGAAAAGUCCCUUCAUCUCUGAGGCUUGCUAGUAUUUAUUUAUUUAUUUAUUUAUUUAUUUUUCUUGUGCCAGUC
Messenger RNA from Perognathus longimembris pacificus (Pacific pocket mouse), 3601 nucleotides. RefSeq names its product zinc finger protein 709-like. NCBI's taxonomy places the organism in Eukaryota, Metazoa, Chordata, Mammalia, Rodentia, Heteromyidae. The transcript has 4 exons. The record is from RefSeq and is a predicted model, not a curated record. The coding region runs from base 199 to 3126 and encodes 975 amino acids.